Messenger RNA from Guillardia theta CCMP2712, 6828 nucleotides. RefSeq lists its product as hypothetical. Bases 1 to 6828 code for a protein of 2275 amino acids. The transcript is spliced from 4 exons. The record is from RefSeq and is a predicted model, not a curated record. Lineage: Eukaryota; Cryptophyceae; Pyrenomonadales; Geminigeraceae.
AUGAAGUCGCAUCGAAGCUUCCUGGAUUUCAUCGCAUUAACCUGGGUCUUGCUCUCAUCGUAUUGUGUUCCCAUCAGCUCGCAAUCCUCCUAUUUGCCCGUGCACUCUGUACAGCCAUGGCCGACAGCAGGUGAAGGAGGGGCGAUACAGGCAGCUGCAGAUGGAGACUGGAACACAAACUGGGUGGCGAACCCUUGUAGAUCGGGAAGUUGGCGCAUGAAUUCAGUGUUUAAUGCACUUUUUAACGCUUGUGCGGAUGGUUUAUGUAGUGGAAGUUGUGAUUGUCAAAGAUCUGAACUGCAAAAAGCUACCGACAACAGUCAAUAUACAGGGGCUACCAUUGAAGCCAACCAUGCUGCGGGGAUGUCUUGGGCGAUUUUCCCGCUUUCGACAGGGCCAGAGAGGUUGGUUUCAGUGUAUAUUCGCGGUAUUUGGGCAGUCGAUACAAAACUAUAUGUUUUCACAGAAGACCAGGAGAAAGUCUUGUUGAGAACCCUGCAGCCCUCUGACAGCUAUAACGAGAUAAUGAUCUACAAUCUCCCCAACAAACCAAUAAGAUCCAUCCAUAUCAAUGUUGCAAGCAGAGACGGACGAAUGCUGGGAUACUGUUAUGCUGGAGUCGGCGACUGUAUCACUAUCGUAGUCACUGAGAUCGCUGCCCAGAGGAUCGAUUGUUUCGAACAAGUCACGAUGGACCUUGGGGAUUAUUUCUUGAUAAGCUCUCUGCAGGCAGAUUUCUCUGGUUCCACUCGUGCAAACUUGAGCUUCAGCACAGACGGAAAUAAUUUUUGGUUUGUCCAGAACAUUGUUGACAACGUGAUCAAAGGAUACACCUCAGACUUCGUUCCGAACGUGACGGCCCGGUUUGCGUCCGUAAGGUUCGAGACCGAUCCGAGCAGCGUCUGGACGAAAGUCUACGUGAAAGACAUCAAAUUCUUCGGGAAGAAUGCUUCCAAAGAGAGUUGCUUCAAUGGUUGCUCAGGCCAUGGCACCUGCACCGCGUCCCAGGAGAGCUCUCACUGUGAGUGCGAAUCGGGGUAUGGUGGGAUAGAUUGUUCGUUUCCCUCCUGUUCCGUACCCUGCGAAAAUGGCGGACAAUGUGUAGCUGGCAGAUGCAAGUGCCUUCCCGGAUUCGCGGGAACGAAUUGCAACCAGACUCUCUGUCCGUCAGACUGUUCUGGCCAUGGCGUGUGUUCGGAUUCAAUGUGUAUCUGCGAACAGCCCUUUUCAGGAGCCGAUUGCAGGUAUGUGACGUACAACGUAUCCGGCCAUUCCAUCUCGGUCUUGAACUACUCCAUGUUGAUAAAGGACGAGGCAAGGAAAGACCCACACUUAACUUCAUUCUACAAGAGCCAGGAAUCUUCACGAUGCCCGCCGUCACAGCCAUUCCUUUGCAACAAUUCAGCAUGUGUAAAGACGUUGGGCGAGUGCGCUCUCAUGCAUGCUACAGACCCCCCAGACUGGAACCCUGCUUCUUACGUCCCCGUCCCUCUCACCAGACUCAACUCCACCACAGCCUCAACAAGCUCCCAGCCCUCCGAUAGCGGCAAGGUCAUCGACGGCAACGAUGGAAGCGGAGGCUUCUGGCAGAGUGGGACCUGCUACCCGACCGGCUACGUAGGGUACGCGGAGGUCAACAUCCUUCUCCACGCCUGCGAGGAAGCCGGGAGGUGCAACAGCUCCACCAGCGGCAGCCUGGCAGCAGCGACGGACGGGUCGACAUCGAGCGCGGCAUCGGUAUCAGCCGGGGCGAGCGGGCAGGCAUGGCUGGAGGUCAGCCUGCAGAGCGCGUCGGCACUGGUCGCCAUCACGAUCAAGGUGACCUCGAGCGCCUCGACACAGGUAGUCGUCAAGGGGAAGGACGCGGGCGGGAGCUGGGUCAGCUUGGCGACAACGUCAUCGUCGUACACGGUAGCGGAUCUGCGGGUAGGGUCAGGGGCAGGGAGGUUUGUAGCGAUCCGGCUUGAGAGCUCGUCGUCGAUGAACGUGUUCGAGCUGUCGGCCAGGUCGGGCCCAUGCAUGGAGUACGCGACCGUGAGCUUCGAGACGGUGCAGACAGUGUCGGCGAUCUCGAUACGACACUGGGCAGGGUCAACGGCCGGCGUGAACCACACGGUGUACGAGACGAGCCUGGACGGAGAGACAUGGAAGACACUGCGAGACGGGGUCGACCCGUAUCUGAUCGGGGCCCUAGACACGGCCUUGGAGCCGGGGGAGGCGAUGAGGUACAUACGGGUGAGGCACGUGUUGGAGGAGGGAGUGGCGAUGAAGGUGUACGUGUGGGAGAUAACGGCGUGGGGGGAGGCAGGGCGGUGGGGGGAGAAGCCACCAGUACGGGAGAAUGCGGUGGACUUUAGGGAUCUGCUGGGGGUCAACGGCAUCUGGGGUUGGAGUCGGAGCAUGUACUCGUCGAGUAUACCAAGAGGCGAAGGCUUGUGGAUGUACAAGAAUAUGAGCAGGCAUGGGAGGAACUACCACAACUGGAACUGGGACGUGCCUGAUCCUGAUAUUGUCCCUCCAUUCAGCGACAUGGUAGCGCGUGGAUCUACAGACUAUGGUGAAAAUCCUGGUCACUCUAGCAAGCUCAAUCAGGACUGGUUGAAUUGGGACAUAGAGUACACGACAUGGAAGGCUGUUCUCAAAGACGUGAUCACUUGCAUACAGUUCACCAGCGACAUGUUCCCUCAGAGGGUGUGGGAUAGCCCCUACCUCGCUGCUUACCGAUACGGUUUCGCUUUCGCAAAGCAUUUCGGUCGGUCCAGCGGUACCGGCGACGUGUCGACACUUGAGGUCGGCAACGAGCCCUGGAUGGUGCAGAAGGGCUACGAGGACCCGCGCUUCUACAGCGACAUCUUGCUGGGCAUGGCGAGGGGAGCCAAGGAGGCGGACCCGCUGAUGCGCGUGCUGCCGGCAACCUUCGCAGGCGCAAGCGACACGCUGUCUCGCAUCAACCAGACGCACAUCAAGUACCUAGACGGGCUAAACACCCACCUGUACAGCUACGUGCAGACCACGGUAGGGCGGAAGGGAGUACACCCGGAGCAUCCGAUGUCGUCGAUCCACGCGGCGGACUGGAUGUUCCGGUUCAGAGACCGGAACGCCCCCGGGCUGCCGAUCUACUUGACGGAGUACGGGUGGGACUCAGCUGGGGGCGGGGAGACGUGCGACCCGCCGGCAGAGAGAGCGACAGAUCCGCCGUUCCCGGAGUGUGUGAGCGAGCGGAGCCAGGCGAUCUACGCGGUACGAGGAGCGCUGGUGCUGGCGAGGAAGGGGUACGCGAGGCUGACGUGGUUCUUUUACGGGAACUCAGCCAUCUCGCUGCAAGACUGGGACAGGACGAAGGGGCUCUUCUCGAGGUCCGGGCUGGUGAGCUCCGGGAGCGCAGGGUACCAGGAGAAGAUGGCGCUACGGGCGCUGGAGAUCUUCGUGGAGACGCUGGGGAGCAAGCGCUUCCUCGGGGUCGUGCGAGAAGACUCUAGCGCGUACGUGUACGAGCUGGGCGACGCAGGCGGGCGUGUGACGCACUUGGCGGGGUGGCUACCGAUCGACGGAGAGGAGGAGCGGGAGGAGGAGGUGAGCUUUGAGUAUGGGGGAGCGCCAUCGGGAGAGGCAUGGCGGCUGGGGAGCGACGAGUACGUGAAGGCGACGGCUCCAUCAUGGGAUGGUCAGAAGUGGACGGUGAAGCUUUCGGUUUACGUGUAUGUUGUGGCUUUGAACUUUUCUCGCCUUGAUUGUGCCUUGUGCGUGAAUGGAAACUGUGUGAAUGGAACCUGUGUAUGCGACAAAGGGUUCGAAGGGCCAGGUUGUGAUCGCGUAUCAUGUCCGAACUCCUGCUGGCAAAGGGGAACCUGUCAGGCAAACGGAACUUGCAUCUGCGACAAAUACCUCGGAGCAGAUGGACAAGGUCUUUAUCAACUGUGCCAACCGGAGGACUUUUAUCAGAAGGGAAAUUGCAGAGACAGUCCAAUCGAGUUCGACCCUGCACAUGCCUGUGAGAUCGUCAGGUGCCCAAACAAUUGCAAUGGGCAUGGCGAAUGCACAAAACUUGGAUGUGUCUGCAACGUUGGUUGGUCCGGCGAUCAUUGCGACCAACAACCUUGUCCGUACAAUUGCAGAUCUCAUGGAGUUUGCACGAACGGAUCUUGUGUUUGCCGACAAGGAUUCGUUGGUGAUUCAUGCGAGUGGCCCGAUCAAUUCCUACCUUCCCAAGUUUGUGACAACUCCCAUCCUGUCUUGUGCAACAAUGGGAUCUGUUCAAAGUCAAGAGGCGAGUGUGCUCUCAUGCAUGCUACAGACCCCCCAGACUGGAACCCUGCUUCUUACGUCCCCGUCCCUCUCACCAGACUCAACUCCACCACAGCCUCAACAAGCUCCCAGCCCUCCGAUAGCGGCAAGGUCAUCGACGGCAACGAUGGAAGCGGAGGCUUCUGGCAGAGUGGGACCUGCUACCCGACCGGCUACGUAGGGUACGCGGAGGUCAACAUCCUUCUCCACGCCUGCGAGGAAGCCGGGAGGUGCAACAGCACCAGCGGCAGCCUGGCAGCAGCGACGGACGGGUCGACAUCGAGCGCGGCAUCGGUAUCAGCCGGGGCGAGCGGGCAGGCAUGGCUGGAGGUCAGCCUGCAGAGCGCGUCGGCACUGGUCGCCAUCACGAUCAAGGUGACCUCGAGCGCCUCGACACAGGUAGUCGUCAAGGGGAAGGACGCGGGCGGGAGCUGGGUCAGCUUGGCGACAACGUCAUCGUCGUACACGGUAGCGGAUCUGCGGGUAGGGUCAGGGGCAGGGAGGUUUGUAGCGAUCCGGCUUGAGAGCUCGUCGUCGAUGAACGUGUUCGAGCUGUCGGCCAGGUCGGGCCCAUGCAUGGAGUACGCGACCGUGAGCUUCGAGACGGUGCAGACAGUGUCGGCGAUCUCGAUACGACACUGGGCAGGGUCAACGGCCGGCGUGAACCACACGGUGUACGAGACGAGCCUGGACGGAGAGACAUGGAAGACACUGCGAGACGGGGUCGACCCGUAUCUGAUCGGGGCCCUAGACACGGCCUUGGAGCCGGGGGAGGCGAUGAGGUACAUACGGGUGAGGCACGUGUUGGAGGAGGGAGUGGCGAUGAAGGUGUACGUGUGGGAGAUAACGGCGUGGGGGGAGGCAGGGCGGUGGGGGGAGAAGCCACCAGUACGGGAGAAUGCGGUGGACUUUGGGGAUCUGCUGGGGGUCAACGGCAUCUGGGCGUGGGGAGGACAAGGAUGGUCAAAUUUAGCUCGAGAUGGCUGGGGGCCUCGUCGGUAUACGAAGAUGGCAAAACAUGGGAGGAACUACCACAACUGGAACUGGGACGUACCUGAUCCUGAUGUCACGCCUGAUUACGAAAAGAUGUCAUGUGGGUUAGGAACCAACGCAUUGUGGUGGCUCGACUGGAGCUGGGAAUAUCCUGGAUGGAAGGCAGCAGACCUUGAAGUUCAUACCUGCCUUCAGUUCACCAGCGACAUGUUCCCUCAGAGGGUGUGGGAUAGCCCCUACCUCGCUGCUUACCGAUACGGUUUCGCUUUCGCAAAGCAUUUCGGUCGGUCCAGCGGUACCGGCGACGUGUCGACACUUGAGGUCGGCAACGAGCCCUGGAUGGUGCAGAAGGGCUACGAGGACCCGCGCUUCUACAGCGACAUCUUGCUGGGCAUGGCGAGGGGAGCCAAGGAGGCGGACCCGCUGAUGCGCGUGCUGCCGGCAACCUUCGCAGGCGCAAGCGACACGCUGUCUCGCAUCAACCAGACGCACAUCAAGUACCUAGACGGGCUAAACACCCACCUGUACAGCUACGUGCAGACCACGGUAGGGCGGAAGGGAGUACACCCGGAGCAUCCGAUGUCGUCGAUCCACGCGGCGGACUGGAUGUUCCGGUUCAGAGACCGGAACGCCCCCGGGCUGCCGAUCUACUUGACGGAGUACGGGUGGGACUCAGCUGGGGGCGGGGAGACGUGCGACCCGCCGGCAGAGAGAGCGACAGAUCCGCCGUUCCCGGAGUGUGUGAGCGAGCGGAGCCAGGCGAUCUACGCGGUACGAGGAGCGCUGGUGCUGGCGAGGAAGGGGUACGCGAGGCUGACGUGGUUCUUUUACGGGAACUCAGCCAUCUCGCUGCAAGACUGGGACAGGACGAAGGGGCUCUUCUCGAGGUCCGGGCUGGUGAGCUCCGGGAGCGCAGGGUACCAGGAGAAGAUGGCGCUACGGGCGCUGGAGAUCUUCGUGGAGACGCUGGGGAGCAAGCGCUUCCUCGGGGUCGUGCGAGAAGACUCUAGCGCGUACGUGUACGAGCUGGGCGACGCAGGCGGGCGUGUGACGCACUUGGCGGGGUGGCUACCGAUCGACGGAGAGGAGGAGCGGGAGGAGGAGGUGAGCUUUGAGUAUGGGGGAGCGCCAUCGGGAGAGGCAUGGCGGCUGGGGAGCGACGAGUACGUGAAGGCGACGGCUCCAUCAUGGGACGGACGUUCUUGGUCUAUCAAGUUGUCUGUGUAUCCCAUAGUGGUGGAAGUCUUGUCUUCACUUCCCCUCCCCCCUUCCUUGUCUGCCACGUCCAGGUAUCGACAUUGCUCGUACCCUCUUAGCUGGAAGCAGGUCGCAUCGAAUGUCACAGCGCUUGAGAACAGUGACGUCAUCACUGGUGGGAUGGGAGCAUUUCUCAUUCCCGGUUCGAUGGAAGUUUGGUUGUGCGCCAAGCAUCAUCCAUGUGCAAUGGCGAACCAACACUUUUGCUUUGUAUAUGACGAAGUGAAGGAGAGCUUCGUUCCAUGGUACCCCAACCUCUCCUCACUUGACUUGUGUCUUGGAGUGAAAUUUUGA